Messenger RNA from Nanorana parkeri, 568 nucleotides. RefSeq names its product reactive intermediate imine deaminase A homolog (gene RIDA). Lineage: Eukaryota; Metazoa; Chordata; Amphibia; Anura; Dicroglossidae. The transcript is spliced from 6 exons. Gene Ontology annotation, molecular function: deaminase activity. Gene Ontology annotation, cellular component: cytosol. Bases 73 to 504 code for a protein of 143 amino acids. The record is from RefSeq and is a predicted model, not a curated record.
AGAAUCAAAGGUUACAUUUUGCUCUGGAGCUAUAGGCUGAAGAAUAUACAGGCAGGUACCGGCUCCAGAAGCAUGUCCGCUACACUGAGACGUAUAAUAUAUACUGACAGAGCCCCUGCAAGGCGCGAUAUCUACAGUCAGGCGGUUGUGGUGGAUAAAACCAUGUAUGUGUCUGGUCAGCUUGGCAUGGAUCCAGCAAGUGGACAGCUUGUGCCUGGAGGAGUAAAGAAUGAGGCACAAUCUCAAUUCGAAGCUGCACUGGUAAAUAUGGGAGAGAUCCUGAAAGCAGCAGGAUGUGAUUACACUAAUGUUGUAAAAACCACUGUAUUAUUGGCAGACAUCAAUGAUUUCAAUGAUGUCAACGACGUUUACAAGCAGUUUUUUCAGGUGAAUCACCCAGCAAGAGCUGCCUAUCAGGUUGUUGCUUUGCCACGGGGAGGGAGAGUGGAAAUCGAAGCUGUGGCCGUCCUUGGACCUAUAACGGAAGUUUCCUCAGCCCUUUGAGGAUGAAUGGUGCACAAAUUCCUGCCUGCAUUCAGUAGAGCACUCUUAGGGUGCCAUUUUAAAU